Molecule: messenger RNA, 2271 nt
Organism: Exophiala aquamarina CBS 119918
Lineage: Eukaryota; Fungi; Ascomycota; Eurotiomycetes; Chaetothyriales; Herpotrichiellaceae
Exons: 2
Coding region: 1-2271 (756 amino acids)
Molecular function (GO): polygalacturonase activity
Source: RefSeq, a predicted model, not a curated record
AUGGAUGACAGCGAUGCCAUAAAUCGUGCGAUCCAAGCACCUGGAAAUCGAUGUGGUGGUGGCAACGUAACCUUUGGUAGAUUCUGCGAGUCUUCUACCGUUACUCCAGCACUUGUAUACUUCCCGCCCGGCACAUACCUAGUCUCAAAACCUUUGAUCAUGUACUAUGCCUCCCAGAUCGUGGGAGACGCUGUCACUCCGCCCACUAUCAAGGUGCAAGCUAAUUAUACCAAUGGCCAAAUUGGUCUGGCCGUGUUCGAUUCGCUUCCCUAUAUUCCCAGCGGCAGUGGGAACCAGUGGCAUGCAAAUCAGAAUAAUUUCUUUCGCCAGUUACGAAAUUUCAUUAUCGAUAUGACCGGCGCGCCUUUGACCUGCGCCGGUAUUCACUGGCAGGUGGCUCAAGCAACCAGCAUGCAGAACAUUGUAAUCAACAUGGUACCGAAGGAUGUCGUGAACAAUCAGCAGCAAGGUAUCUACAUGGAGAAUGGCUCAGGAAGCUUUUUUUCUGACAUGGUCAUCACUGGUGGCGCAAUUGGAGCAUACCUAGGAAACCAGCAGUUCACCACGCGAUCGAUCAGAUUUGACGGUUGUUCGACAGCCAUCAAAAUGAAUUUCGACUGGUUGUGGCUGUUCACACAAAUUACGAUCGUCAACUGCGACGUCGGUAUUGACAUGAGCAAUGGAGGUACAGCAAAUCAAGCAGUCGGCUCGCUGGUACUCAUCGACAGCAACAUAGCUGCGACGCAGGGCAUUAUCACUGCAUACAUACCUGGCUUUAGCUCUCCACAGGCGGCCGGUACCUUGGUGAUAGAAAGAGUUGACUUCACAGCUAGCAUAAGUGCGAUCUCAGCAGGCGGUGGCACAGCGGCACGCACUAUCCUGGCCGGUGGCCAGUUCGUCGAGCUCUUCGCGCAAGGUAAUGCCUGGACAACAGCUGGACAGGCUCUGAAUGGCCAGGUCUUUAAUGGCACCAGCUGUGUCUACGAGAACGCUAGCCAAACGGUAUACUCCGCCCAAGAAACCACGAUCCAAAGAAAGCUCGCACCUAUCCCUCGGCCAUCGAAUCUGGUUGACAGCUCUGGCGCCUAUGUAUACCGGGUCAAGCCGCAGUACGAACAACUGAAUUGGGCAACUGACUUCAUCAGUGCGAAGGCCUUCGGCCUGGUCGGAGAUGGCGCGGCUGAUGAGUCGGUAGCCAUGCAGAAUUUAUUCAACACGGCCGCACAGCAGGGGAAAAUUGUCUAUUUCGACAAAGGUGCCUACGUGGUGACGACGACAAUCUUGGUGCCCAAGGAUCUCAAAAUCACGGGCGAGUUGCUCAGCAUCAUCAUGUGCCGGGGUCCAUAUUUCCAGGACGAAUUCAAUCCCAAGGUGAUGUGGAAAAUCGGGAACCCGGGCGAGGUCGGCACGGUAGAGCUGUCCGACCUGAUAUUUGAGACUCAAGGCCCGUGUGCUGGUGCGAUCAUGAUCGAAUGGAAUAUCAAGGCCGCCGGACCUGCUUUAGCAGGCAUGUGGGAUGCGCACUGGCGUAUAGGUGGGACCGCUGGUACGCAGCUACAGCAGAAUACCUGCAUCAAGACACCUGCAAUUCCCAUAGCGCCUGGCCACCCGAAGUUGUCGGCUUGCAUCGGCGCGUUCCUUCUGCUGCACAUUACGAAAGAAGCCGACGGGUACUUUGAAAACACGUGGGGCUGGGUCGCGGAUCACGAGCUGGACAUGGACGACAGAGAACAGAUAUACAUCUUCAACAAAGCGGGCUUCUUGAUAGAAAGCGAGAACGGCCCGGUAUGGAUGUACGGGACGGCAUCUGAACACUCAGUAUUCUACGACUAUCAGUUCACCAACGCGAGGAACAUCUUCAUAGGCCACGUCCAGCACGAGACGGCGUACUUCCAGGGUAACCCCAAUGCACUACUCCCCUUCACGCCGCAGGCCAGUUGGCACGACCCGACAUACGAGGACUGCGUUCAGGCCAACUGCGCGCGGACGUGGGCGCUGCGCUUCGUCAACUCCAGCCAGAUCUUCUUGUACGGCGGCGGCGCGUACAACUUCUUCGAGAACUGGAACACCCAGGCAUGUUUGGGGACCGAAAGCUGUCAGGAACGCAUGGUCGAUAUCCGCAACUCGUCGGAUAUCUACCUCUGGGCACUGAGCACCAAGGGCUCGCAGUUUAUGAUCAGUUAUGAGGGCACGAGUAUCGUGCCUUAUUCGGUGAAUAGGGCGAAUUUCUGCGAGACUAUUGCGCUAUUUGAGUUGGCUAAAGAUCAGUGA